Messenger RNA from Seriola aureovittata, 747 nucleotides. It is a transcript of the gene cenpv, whose product is annotated as centromere protein V. Bases 204 to 644 code for a protein of 146 amino acids. The transcript has 6 exons. The record is from RefSeq and is a predicted model, not a curated record. Lineage: Eukaryota; Metazoa; Chordata; Actinopteri; Carangiformes; Carangidae. Gene Ontology annotation, molecular function: carbon-sulfur lyase activity.
UGGCUCUAGAAUUUGCUAGAACCACCACAGCAACAGGAACCUUGCCCGAGCUUCUGAUUGGAUGGCGCAAUUGUUUGUCUGAUCAGCGAUUGGUUGCUGUGUUACAGGUGGUUGUUUUGAUUUGGAACACCCAGUUCCACGUCAGCAGGUUUCACAACAGACACGUCACACCAGUUUAACCAGACCUUUAUGAAAGAGCUGGAAUGGAUCUUGUGAAACAUACAGGCGGCUGCCACUGUGGGGCUGUUAGAUUUCAAGUCUGGUGUUCCCCAGACCUCCAUGUUUUCCAUUGCAACUGUAGCAUUUGCACAAAGAAACAAAACCAUCAUUUCAUUGUUCCAAAAAAUAACUUCACACUCUUGCAGGGGCUGGAUAAUCUGACCACAUACACAUUUAACACUCACGUUGCUAAACACACCUUCUGUAAAAUCUGUGGAGUUCAAAGUUUCUACACUCCACGCUCCAACCCUGAUGGAUAUGGUGUUGCUCCACACUGUCUGGAUCCAGGUACUGUGCGCAGUGUCACAGAGGAGAACUUCUGUGGGGAGAAGUGGGAAGAAAGCAUGCAAGCUCACAAGAGCAUCAGAGACAUGUCUCGACAUGCAUCAGACACAGCUGAGAGCAACAAAACAACAACUCUGUGAUAUAAGAAUCUAUCUUUUUAAUCAGUAGUGCACCAGAAAUAUUUUACAGUAUUGUCAACAAUCUGUGAAGUUAUAAGAUGAAAUAAAGAAGCUCCACAGUCGA